Symbiodinium sp. CCMP2592 is the source of this 1542-nucleotide messenger RNA. The record is from the annotation of a GenBank genome assembly. NCBI's taxonomy places the organism in Eukaryota, Dinophyceae, Suessiales, Symbiodiniaceae.
AUGAAAGAUGAAAUUGCACCUGAGCUUGAGCCAUUGGCAGAGGUGGAGGUCGCACCGACACCCCAAAAGCGCGGAUGGCCACGCGCCUGGCGGCUGUUGGCACUCCCGCCUCUUUUCGCGUUAGCGCUGCUUGUGCUGCCACGGCUGGAAGACCUUUACCCGCGGCAGCCAGCAGCCACACUGCAGGACCUGAUCAGUGCCGCUGCAGCACGUUCUCGGCAGCCGGGGUCAUUGGCUGCAAGGGCCCUUGCCGCAGCGAGCAAGCUGCCAGCACCGCGCUUUACCGCGGAGUCGCAAAUCCAGACAAUCUUGGACAAGAAGAAGGAGCGAACCAACCGACGAUGGGAUGAGGCCACUUGUGGUGUCAGUGCCUCCAUUGCUGCCGAAAAGCUGGUGCUCUCAGGCCUGCAGAUCGAGAGCUCCAUCUACCAUUGCGCGCCCGACAAGCCCACGAGGACAGCUUGUGCCACUGACAUUACCGGCGUGUUUGCCUCCAUAUCAGCGGCAGGCAGCUAUUUGGCGGCGGUGUCACAUGCCUGUCCGAAGGAUGGAACCAGCAAAGCCGAGUGUGCUUCGGACAUCCUCGAUAUUCUCUACGGCGUUGCUCGAUGCGGCAACUGGACCGUGCUGGCGCCAUCUGCGUCCUGGUCUCCUCGUGGCCGUGCCGGCUCGGCCGUGCUGCGGGCCGAGGGCUUCAUCCUCGGUGGUUACGACGGCAAGCGGCACCUCAACGACGUUUGGUCGUCUGCAGAUGGGAAGACCUGGAGGCAGCUAACAGCUCACGCGGCUUGGGAAGCCAGAUCUGGACACGUGGCCAUUGCCCUCAAGGGCAGGCUUCUCGUCAUGGCCGGGGAGAACAGCCCUAUCGGCGAGUCCGUGUUCUUCAACGAUGUUUGGGCGUCGCAGGACGGAGCCGCUUGGGUCCAGGUGACCGAGCAUGCACCGUGGUGCGAGCGCACAAGCCCUGCGGUUGCCGCCUCCGACUCAAAGGUCUAUAUUCUUGGAGGCGUCGAUGCAGCACAGAAAUUCCUGAACGAUGUGUGGUCCUCCGAGGACGGCAAAACCUGGCAGCAGCUGACGGCCGCAGCGCCCUGGGACGGCCGGUGGGGCUUCGGAGCCGCCCUGCAUGGUGGCCGCCUGGUCGUCCUCGGCGGAAGCAUUGACCAUGGUGCAGGCGAAAUCGCGGAUGUUUGGAACUCGCCAGAUGGUGCGACCUGGGAGAAGAUCAGCUCUGGCUCGGGCCGGUCCCAAUGGCAGGCGAGGUCGAACUUCGGUCUUGCCGUGUGGCGCGAUAAGCUGCUCCUUGCCGGUGGCCGAAGCUAUGAAGAGUUCUCAGAUGUCUGGACUUCCUCCGACGGAACGAAUUGGACGCAGCUCGCCGUGUCCUCACCUUGGAUUCCACGAGAUAGCCUGUGCCUGCUGAGCUUUGACUCCCAGUCGGCGUGGCUUUUCGGAGGCUCUGGGAGGCAUGUCCAGGACUACUACAACGACGUCUGGGAGUUGCAUGAGGCUUCUCACGAGCCUGGGAUGCUCCUAGUCUGA